This is a messenger RNA of Ostertagia ostertagi, 1530 nucleotides long. Lineage: Eukaryota; Metazoa; Nematoda; Chromadorea; Rhabditida; Trichostrongylidae. The record is from the annotation of a GenBank genome assembly.
AUGACGUUGUGCGAGAAGGUAUGUCUCGCGUGUUUGGUGGUCUUCGGGUUACUAUCAAUAUUACUGGGUAUUGUGACUCUUACCGUUAUUGAAGGAAUUGUCGACAGGACCAGGGAUCGUUUGGGCUAUGAAGAGCUGAAUGGUACUAGACGUCUGAACCCCAUGACGCAAAAAUGGGUUCAUCCCGAAUAUCAUAUGCAAGUAGAAAUUUGGAUGUUCAACUUGAUGAAUCAUGCAGAGGUUCUUCGUGGUGCCAAACCUAGAGUGCAGGAGAUUGGGCCGUUUACAUUCAUGGAGCGUCAAUACAAGUCACCUUAUCAAUUCGAUAAGAACGAGUCAAGAGUUUUCUAUCGUAACAACCAUGUUUAUGUUUUCAAUGAGUCACUAUCGUGUGCGCAUUGUUCUCUUGAUCAGCGAAUAGUGAUUCCGAAUGUGGUAUUUCAGAAAUUAGUAGACUUCGUACAGCAGGGCGGAUAUCCAGCGAAAUUCGCCAUAGAGGCUCUUCUAGCUUAUUUCAAAAGGGAAUCUCCCUUUAUCGAUGUCAGCGUGAGAGAAGCGUUGUAUGAUGGAUAUCAAGAUCCGUUGCUUGGCAAAGUAUGCUCAUACAAUCCGGUCUUAAGAAAAUUAUGUGAAGCUGCUAAAAUUCCUGAGCGGAUUGGAUUUUUCUAUGGGCAGAACAACACCGACGAUGGCUUAUACGAAGUCUCAACUGGUCUCAACGAUGUGUUCAGUAUCGGCAAGGUAUUCACGUUCAACAACAUGUCUGUGAUGCCGGAGACGGUGUGGGAUUCGGCUGACGCACGCGAAAUACGAGGAACAGACGGACAGCUUUUUCCUCCAUUGCUUGAAGAAGGAAGGGAACUUGAAGUAUUCGCAGGCCAAAUGUGCAGGUCGAUUGCCAUGCAGUUUCUGCGACGAUCCGAUUUCCAAGACGUCACCGCUUUUCGCUAUGGGCUACCUACGAAGAUGUUUGACCCGAGCAUUCCUGAGAACCGCGGGUUUUGUAACAAGAAUGGCACCCCUACUUUUUUCAACGCGUCCAUUCAAAUUCCUGGAUGUUUACCGAAAGGCUUGCUAGACAUUGGGAGAUGCCUCCCUGGAACACCGAGAAUCUACAUUUCAAACUCACACUUUUUCGGUGCGGAUCCAGCGGUUAUAUCAUCCAUACAAGGCAUGGGAAAGCCAAGCGAGGAGAAUGAUCAAACAUAUGUGGAUAUAGAACCAAUAAGUGGAGUGCCGAUAUUCGCAAAAAGGGUAACACAAAUCAAUGUUGGAAUGUUGAAAGGAAACCUCAAUGUUUUGUCCAAUAUGAAUAACAUCACCUUCCCGGUGUUAUGGAUGAAUGAAACUGUAUAUUUUGACAGCGAUACCAGGGAUCAAUUGAGCAAUUUAACGUCAAUCAAGUACGUUUUUAUACUCUCGAAGCUUAGCAACGAUUAUUUUGAAAGUCUGAGUGCAGGCGUGCUCGAUAUUGGAAGCUUACUGAAAAUAACAUUCACAUUAUUAGUUGCGCUAUUCAGCGUACAAUAA